Molecule: messenger RNA, 1584 nt
Organism: Sturnus vulgaris (Common starling)
Lineage: Eukaryota; Metazoa; Chordata; Aves; Passeriformes; Sturnidae
Source: RefSeq, a predicted model, not a curated record
AUUUCCAAGGAAUCCUCGAACCUCUCCCUUUGCAGAGCCCACUGCUCAGGCUUUGUCCAGCGGGGUAAGAGAAGGGGAAGCUCGGGCCGUUCUGGGACGAAUGUGGGAGAACCGCGUGUCUCCUCCCAGGGCUGGACUGGGGCCAGCAUCCCUGUUCUCAGCCUGCCGUGCUGCACGGAGAGGGAGCGGGGUGCACACAGGAUCCCAUCCAGGGGCUCGGAGCCCCUGGAUCCCCAUCCUGCUGCGGCCCCCGGGCGCACCAUGGUGGAAGUGACAGUGACACCGCAGUCCUCGCUGGCUGACCGGCCGGUGCAGAUCCGGGUGCGGGGACUGUCCCCAUCCCAACUCGUCACCCUCCGGGCAUGGCUGAAGGACGAGCAGGGCGAGUGCUUCCAAUCCCGCGCCUUUUUCCGCGCUGACGGAGCGGGAGAGGUGGAUCCUGGGCUCCAUGCCGCCCUGGGGGGCAGCUACACUGGGGUCUGGCCCAUGGGGCUCCUCUGGUUCCUGCAGCCCGACACCCUUUUCCGACGGCUGGUCAAGCGGGAUGUGGCCGGCAGCCCCUUCCGUGUCCGGCUGGAAGUGUUCGAUGGGAUCUGCCUGGGCAUGGAUCCCCGGGAGCAGCCCCUGGGAUCCUGCGAGGCCGAGCGCUGGUACGUGGGCCCCGGAGUGCAGAGGGUGCCCAUCCGCGAGGGAAGGGUCCGUGGAGCCCUAUUCCUGCCUCCUGGUCCAGGCCCCUUUCCUGGGGUCAUUGACCUGUUUGGGGGCGCGGGGGGGCUGAUCGAGUUCCGGGCAGGGCUCUUGGCCAGCCGAGGCUUUGCCGUGCUGGCCCUCGCCUUCUUCGCCUAUGACGACCUGCCCCGAGUUCUGGCCCAGCUGGACCUGGAAUAUUUUGAGGAAGCGGCAGAGCUGCUCCUCCGUCAUCCCAAGGUCCGAGGCCCCGGCCUGGGCGUGGUGGGCGUCUCCAAAGGUGCGGAGGUGGCCUUGGCCAUGGCCAGCCUCCUGCCACAGGUGGUGGCCACAGUGUGGAUCAACGGCACGGCCUUCCUGCACGGAAACCCGCUGGUCUAUAAGGAGCUCCGCAUCCCUCCCAUUCCCUACUACACCGAGCGCAUCCAGUUCACCGAGCUGGGGGCCAUAGACAACUCGGCCAUCUUCGCCGACCCCCGGGAUCCCGCCUACCGCGCCUCCGCCAUCCCGGUGGAGAAGAUCCGGGGCAAGGUGCUGUUUGUGGUGGGAGAGGCCGACCGGAGCUUCAACAGCAAGCUCUUUGCUGAGCUGGCGCUGGCGCGGAUGCCUCCGGAGAGCGGCCGGAUCCUGUCCUAUCCCGGCGCCGGGCACCUGAUCGAGCCCCCCGGAUCGCCCCUGUGCAGCAACUCCAGCAUCCGAGGCACUCCCAGGCCAGUGGCAUGGGGGGGAGAGCCCCAGCCCCAUGCCCGGGCCCAGGAGGAGUCUUGGCAGGAGAUCCUGCAGUUCUUGGAGCUCCAUCUGGGGUCGGUUGCUACCAUGAAGCUGUGAGGGGUGGAGAAAAGGGGUUGGAGUCACCGGGAUUGUCACUGCAGGGAAUAAAGUGUCACUGGCAGCUCC